CUCGCUCGCGCGCGUCGCUGCUGCUUAGAAACGAGCGACACUCACCACGAGACGCAUCCAGCUCCUGUUAUCUCACUCUUUCAUAUUUUAUAACGCCUUUUUACACGAAACCAAGCGAAGUGCGUCAGACUUCCGGGAGCACGUAGGACUUCAAGCAGACAGGCUGGAGUGGGAAGACAAGCACGAUUCAUUAAUACACACAUCCUUCUGGAUUUAGUUCUGCGAGGGAGUUUGUUUUCUAGCUGUUGGUUCGGAGUGGCCGUGGAGCUGUUUUUCGGACUGCGAUGCAUCGCUUAAGGACUUGUGCUGCACGGCUGCGGCCGCUCACAUCCUCUCAGAAUGCUCAAAGAUUUUCACAGCAGAAAACCGCAGCAGCACAUCGGGGCCUAAGGACGUUUCAGCCCAUUAGGUGCUACACAGCCCCAGUCGCUGCUGAGCCUUUUCUCAACGGAACAAGCUCCAACUAUGUGGAGGAGAUGUACCAUGCGUGGCUGGAGAACCCUAAGAGUGUGCACAAGUCUUGGGACAUCUUCUUCCGUAAUGCCAACGCGGGCGCUCCUCCAGGCUCAGCGUACCAGAGUCCUCCUCCGCUGGGCAUGAGUCUGACAGGACUGUCUAAAGCCCAGGCUCUGGUUGGAGCUCAACCUAGUGUUGAUAAACUGGUGGAAGACCACCUAGCCGUUCAAACCCUCAUCCGUGCGUACCAGAUUCGCGGGCACCACGUUGCACAGCUGGACCCUCUGGGAAUUAUGGAUGCCGAUCUCGAUUCGUGUGUCCCUGCAGACAUUAUCACGUCCUCUGAUAAACUCGGCUUCUAUGGUCUGGAAGAGACGGAUCUGGACAAAGUUUUCCGGCUCCCCACCACCACCUUCAUCGGGGGCAGCGAGAGCGCUCUUCCGCUCAGGGAGAUCAUCAGACGUUUAGAGAUGGCGUACUGUCAGCACAUCGGGGUGGAGUUCAUGUUCAUCAAUGAUCUGGAGCAAUGUCAGUGGAUCAGACAGAAGUUUGAGAAGCCAGGCGUGAUGCAGUUCUCUCUGGAUGAGAAGAGAACUCUACUGGCCCGUAUGAUCCGCUCAACCAGGUUUGAGGAGUUCCUGCAGAGAAAGUGGUCAUCAGAGAAACGUUUCGGGCUGGAGGGAUGCGAGUCUCUCAUUCCUGCGCUCAAAACCAUCAUCGACAGAUCUAGUGAGAACGGAGUGGAGAGUGUUAUCAUGGGCAUGCCACACAGAGGCCGUCUGAAUGUCCUUGCUAAUGUGAUCCGUAAGGAGCUGGAGCAGAUCUUCUGCCAGUUCGAUUCGAAGCUGGAAGCUGCUGAUGAGGGUUCCGGUGAUGUAAAGUAUCAUCUGGGUAUGUACCACAGACACAUCAACCGGGUCACCGACCGCCACAUCACCCUCUCUCUGAUGGCCAACCCGUCACAUCUGGAGGCUGUGGAUCCUGUUGUGCAGGGCAAGACCAAAGCAGAGCAGUUCUACUGCGGUGACACUGAUGGUAACAGGGUGAUGUCCAUCUUGUUGCAUGGAGAUGCGGCUUUUGCAGGUCAGGGUAUCGUCUACGAGACCUUCCACCUGAGUGACCUCCCAUCCUACAGCACUCACGGCACUGUGCACGUGUUGGUCAACAACCAGAUUGGCUUCACCACUGACCCUCGUAUGGCCCGCUCAUCACCGUAUCCCACCGACGUCGCCAGAGUGGUCAACGCUCCCAUAUUCCAUGUCAACGCAGACGACCCCGAAGCUGUGAUGUACGUGUGCAACGUGGCCGCAGAGUGGAGAGCCACGUUCCAUAAAGAUGUGGUCGUCGAUCUGGUGAGCUACAGACGAAAUGGACACAACGAGAUGGACGAGCCAAUGUUUACUCAACCACUGAUGUACAAACAGAUAAAGAAACAGAAACCUGUUUUGCUGAAAUAUGCUGACAAACUCAUCGCAGAAGGAGUUGUGACCAGACAAGAGUAUGAGGAGGGAAUAUCCAAAUAUGAUCAAAUCUGUGAGGAGGCGUACGCACGUUCUAAAGAUGAGAAGAUCCUUCACAUUAAGCACUGGCUUGACUCACCUUGGCCAGGUUUCUUCACUCUGGAUGGUCAGCCCAAGAGCAUGAGCUGUCCGUCCACAGGUCUGAAUGAAGAAGUGCUCAGUCACAUCGGUCGGGUGGCUUCAUCUGUACCUGUGGAGGAUUUCACCAUCCACGGAGGUCUCGCGCGUAUUCUGAAAGGGAGGGCAGGGAUGGUGGAGAACCGCUCGGUGGACUGGGCUCUGGGUGAAUACAUGGCCUUCGGCUCUCUUCUGAUGGAAGGCAUUCAUGUGCGUCUCAGUGGUCAGGAUGUGGAGAGAGGCACCUUCAGUCAUCGGCAUCAUGUGCUACACGAUCAGAAUGUGGACAAGAGGACCUGUAUUCCCAUGAACUACAUAGAUCCAAAUCAGGCUCCUUACACCGUGUGUAACAGCUCCCUGUCUGAAUAUGGGGUUUUAGGUUUUGAGCUUGGUUUUGCUAUGGCGAGUCCUAACGCUCUGGUGUUGUGGGAAGCUCAGUUUGGAGACUUUCAUAACACAGCCCAGUGUAUCAUCGAUCAGUUCAUCUCACCCGGACAGGCCAAAUGGGUCCGGCAGAACGGCAUCGUCCUCCUGCUGCCUCACGGCAUGGAGGGCAUGGGUCCAGAGCACUCAUCCGCUCGUCCAGAGAGAUUCCUGCAGAUGUGCAAUGAUGACCCUGAUGUGUUCCCGAAAAUCACAGAGGACUUUCCUGUUCGCCAGCUUUGUGACUGUAACUGGAUUGUGGUGAACUGCUCCACUCCUGCAAACUACUUCCAUGUUCUGAGAAGACAGAUCCUUCUGCCCUUCAGAAAACCUCUUAUCGUAUUCACACCCAAAUCGCUGCUGCGCCACCCAGAGGCCAAAUCAAGCUUUGAGGACAUUUUACCAGGCACACACUUCAGACGCUUGAUCCCGGAGGAGAGAAGCGCAUCCCAGAAUUCAGCAGAUGUGAAGCGUCUCAUCUUCUGCACAGGAAAAGUUUACUAUGACCUCACCAAAGAACGAAAGAGCAGAGGUCUAGAGGAUAAAGUGGCUAUCAGCCGCAUUGAGCAGCUCUCUCCGUUCCCAUUUGACCUGGUGAAAUCAGAGGCGGAGAAGUUUCCACAGGCACAGCUGAUGUGGUGUCAGGAGGAACACAAGAAUCAAGGUUACUACGACUACGUCAAGCCACGCAUCAGCAGAACCUUCAACAACACUCGGCCCGUCUGGUACGCUGGCCGUGAACCUGCUGCUGCCCCCGCCACAGGGAACAAGCAGUCUCAUCUCAUGGAGUUGCAGAGGUUUCUGGAGACAGCCUUCAAUCUGGAUGCAUUCCGGGACCAGUCCUAACCAGCAUUCAUUCUCUUCAUUUCCAUUCCUCCGUCCCUUGUUUUUCAACGUUUCAGGGCAAGUAGACCGCUAGAUAUCACCUUUUUCAUGAAACAGUGGAUCAAUCUAAUUUCCAACCCCACAGAGACCAAAGCACAGGUUUGCUUUGCACUAUAUUUAAGACAGGCCAGUCUAUGCAGAUUUGCUUAAAUAAUGCAAAUUAGUAAUAAUGGCACAGUAACGGAUCUAUAAGUAAAUGCACAUGUUUCUCUAAAGCAUGUUGGUGAUGGUUUUAACGAAGCCGUGAAAGUGAGAUAAAGCUUGAACGUCAAUACUACCACGGUUUCCUUUUGAAUCCACCUAAAGGACAAACCAAACCAAUGUGUCGAGGAAACCAUGGGACGUCUCUCAGAAAUGGGACAAUAACUGCAUGAGGAUGUUUGGGGGCACGCAUGGAACCAUGAGUUUUUAAAUUGCCGCAAGAGGAAUCGUCUUUGCCCGCGUUUUUAUUCUAUUUUUUGCAUUUGUUAUUGAAUGUAUCUGGAAGUACCACCUUUGGUACAGUAAUUACCUCUUCCUCAUCUACAUUGCUCUCUUCCGCCCCGUAAACACUCCGUGCCAAAUGAUCAUGAACUUCACAUGACAUCAGCAACUGAAACGAUCAUUUUAUUAUAAUUUAAAUAAACAACAAACAGAUUGAGCUGCAGGAAUCUCUCCAGGAUUUAAGAUAUUUAUUUUCCUAAGACUGUGUUUAUUCCAAGCUAUUAUGAUGAUAUUUCAUUCAAUAAAGCAUCAAUGUUU
This is a messenger RNA of Triplophysa rosa, 4142 nucleotides long. It is a transcript of the gene ogdhb, whose product is annotated as oxoglutarate dehydrogenase b. The record is from RefSeq and is a predicted model, not a curated record. The coding region runs from base 285 to 3362 and encodes 1025 amino acids. The transcript is spliced from 23 exons. Gene Ontology annotation, biological process: tricarboxylic acid cycle. NCBI's taxonomy places the organism in Eukaryota, Metazoa, Chordata, Actinopteri, Cypriniformes, Nemacheilidae. Gene Ontology annotation, molecular function: oxoglutarate dehydrogenase (succinyl-transferring) activity; thiamine pyrophosphate binding. Gene Ontology annotation, cellular component: mitochondrion; oxoglutarate dehydrogenase complex.